This is a messenger RNA of Sabethes cyaneus, 1672 nucleotides long. RefSeq lists its product as uncharacterized. The record is from RefSeq and is a predicted model, not a curated record. Gene Ontology annotation, molecular function: protein binding. The coding region runs from base 276 to 1670 and encodes 464 amino acids. The transcript has 3 exons. Lineage: Eukaryota; Metazoa; Arthropoda; Insecta; Diptera; Culicidae.
AGUUUGUUUUCUUUAUAAAUAUUCGUCAUUGAAUUGAAAUAAACGACUGUUCGUGUUCGCAGUUCGCAUAGUAAAAAGUGCAUGGAUUUGGAGAUAUUUCGCUUCGCCGCAAGAGCCUAGGCAGGGCAGCCACAAAAACAGCUGACUAAACUGGACGCUUUUGGUAAAGCUUGGUGAUCUUACCACCGUUGUUCAUCUGAUAAUGAGCCUCGUUCAACGUGUAGAACAGCACUCUAAAGUUAUCUGUGGACCGUUUUCCAGCAUUAUUGUAAAAUAUGACUGCUCCACAGCUUCCACCAGAGAUAUGGGACAGGAUAUUCGACUAUCUACCGUUUCAGCAACAACUGGAAAAGGCUGUAGUGUGUCGUGCGUGGAACGCUCGAAUCGUUUGGAAAGCAAGCUUGGUAUUAUCGUGUCCAAGUCACUACGUACAAAACCAUAUCGAUGCUAUAAGACACUCGCUUAGAAACUACCGAAGUUUUAUGGUGCAUAUGCUGAAAUCGGAUGAAGAUUAUACACGUAUUCAGCUAGCAAUUCAGGAAUGCAAAGAAAAAUUUGCUAUUCAAAAAUUAUUCCUUUACUACACUUCAAGCAAGGCCGUGCAACGCUUGGUUGACGAACAUUUUGAAUGGAUAAGCACAGUGCAAUGUCUACACCUUCAGCUAUGUGACGAUGAAUCUUUUCCUGCUGAGACUCUGAGCAAAUUAGUGAAGUUGCGAGAAUUGAGGUUGCUCAAUAUUACCGAUACCAAUGCCAACUGGACUAUGCUAUGGAAUCAACUAAGCUUGAUUCGAAGCGUAACAUUGGAUGCAGCGUGGCACUAUAACGACGCAGCCCUGAGAAAUUUGGUGGAUGCAGUUUCCGAGUGUAGCAAUCUAACUGAACUGACGUUGCGAUCCAAUGGAUCCAAUGAUACGACCGCAGAACUAUCCUCAAUCACCAAAAAACUAACAAAUCUUAAAAAACUAUCAUUAGUCCGGUUAACUAUUCGCAUUAACGAUGUAGUUUUGCAGCUACCUGAACUAACGUACUUAAAUCUCGGCAUUAGUUGGUUUGUGUUCGACAAACCUUGUCUUACUAUCAAUGCACCAAAGCUGCAAUUCUUACGGGUAUCGAAAAAUAAUAUACCCUUUGUUAAAUUUGCAGAAGGCACAAAUAUAACACAAAUGGAGCUGUAUGGUCACAGUAUGUCUUGGGCACAUUCAAGCUUUUCCACUGUGAAAAGGCUUCAAUUGACGAUUCAAGAACCGGCCAAUCAGGAGGUGAUCGAGGAUGAAAUCAAACUCUUUCCCAUUGUAGACAGUCUAGUAAUAAAACUUUUAUCGAAAGAAUGCACGAUGCUUGCUCCAGCUGGCAACCGAUUGUUGCAUUUGAAGAAGCUGCAUUUAAACAACUUUGUGUUGCAUAUGAUUUUUUUCGAGGAGAUUGCACAAAUGAAAUUAUUACAGAGUUUAACGAUCGAAGAAUGCAACUUCUUUCUUGAACGCGAUGUUGCCCAGGUUGAUCUGUCACAUUUGUGCUGUUUCCGGGUGAAGCGUGUUUCAUUGCCGAUGUUCGUUGAACGGUUUCCUAUCAUCGCAGAAGGUCAACCGCCUGUCGUGCUGGUUGAUCGGUUACGAACGCAUCUCUGGCGAAACGACCAUUUCAAUGUGUUUAGCUCCAAGUGGUAAUA